Lingula anatina is the source of this 10876-nucleotide messenger RNA. Its product is annotated as WD repeat and FYVE domain-containing protein 3. The record is from RefSeq and is a predicted model, not a curated record. Gene Ontology annotation, molecular function: metal ion binding; protein binding. Lineage: Eukaryota; Metazoa; Brachiopoda; Lingulata; Lingulida; Lingulidae.
CCAAGGACAAAAUAUCAGACAGUCAAAAAGAGUUGGGAUUCUUGUCUAUGGAAGCAUUGUCUGUACUUCUGAGUGGAAAUUCCAAUAAUGCUGGUGUAUUCAGAGAGUGUGGCGGUGCACGCUGUGCUCACAACAUGGUGCCCUACCCAGAGUGUCGCCAGCAGGCGCUGGGUAUUGUCCAGCAGCUGGUGCUGUCCUCUGGUGGUGACGAUGACAUGGGGACAUUACUGGGGUUAAUGCACACUGCCCCUGUCAUAGCGCUGGAGUUGAAGACACAUAUACUCAAGUCCUUGCUGUCAGUAUUGCGUGAGAGCCAUCGUACAAGGACUGUAUUCAGGAAAGUGGGUGGCUUUGUGUAUGUGAUGUCAGUGUUGGUGUCUAUGGAGGGGUGCUUGGCAGAGCCACCAAAGUCCCCUUGGGAAACAGCUGAGAGAAAAGAUGUUCUUACUCUCUUGAAACUGGUGUUCAGUGUACUGACAGUGGCUAUGAGAUAUGAACCUGCAAAUGCCAAGUUUUUUGCAACUGAUGUGCAAUAUAGUAGCCUGACAAAUGCAGUGAGACUGUUGGGAUGCUUCUCGAGUCAAAAAUUCUUGGAAAAACCAGCAGCAAACAUGACACCAAGUGAAGUUCAGCCAUUUGAGGAGUUCUUUAAUACUCUAAGUGAAGAAAAAUGUCCCACCAUACCGAGAAUCCUUCAGUCUGCUUGCUUAAUGAUCAGGUUCAUGCACGAUAUGGUCUUAGAUGCUUUUGACAGAUACCGCUUUGACAGUUCAGGAGGAGGCGUGGCUGGCAACGAGAGCCCCAAGUCAGUGAAGAAGGUGCCCUCUCUAAAGGAGUCCACUGCCCCUCCCUCUCAACUGUCCUCCUCCCCCAAACGAGCCAGCACAGGUAGUGUCAAUGUCAGUCUGUCCCUGGCUGAAAUCAAGCCUGAUCCGGUCAUUGUCCACUCUGGGGCAGUCAUAUCAAUGCUGCACCUGCUGCCAGCUGUGAGUUUUGAAGAUGAUGCUCAGCUGGUCCUAGACCUCCAGGUUCAUGUGGCUUCUGUGCUCAAGUCUCUCCUGCGUAGUGAACGGAACCAACAGGUGAUGUGUGAAGCAGACAUGCCCCAUGAGCUCCUCAGUAAGUGCACUGUAGCUCUGGAGGACGAGAGUCAUCCUCUACACCCUCCUCUGCAGUACAUGUUUGAAAGACUGGCGGCUCAGUCUCUUACACCUAAAGAUUUGAGAGAUUUCAUGCGUCUUGGCAACCCACUUAGCUGUGCACCAAUAGAGGAACCUGACAGCAAGGAGGAUCCAGACAGCCCUGACCACACAGAAGAUUCUUCCUCCUCAUCAACAGCAGCCAUAGGUGUCAAAAGAGGCAAACAUGAAGGGAAACUGGUGCCAUUAACCAGGGUCAAGUGCCUGGUUUCCAUGACAACCCCUAGAGAUGUUCGUUUCCAUGGCUCCCUAGUUACCCCACCUUUUGUGCAGUUUGAUAUGAAUGUGGAGGGGUUUGGCUGCCUGUAUUUGCCCAGUAUAGCACCCCAGGGGCCACCCACACCCUCAGUGGUAGGCAUGGGGAUGGGGAGCACAGGGGACUCAGCAGUACUUGGAGGGAUUGGAGCAGGAGAGCGUGUAUUCCCCCCACAGGCAGGGCUGACCUACUCCACCUGGAUAUGCGUGGACAAGUUCAGCACCAACUCUUCCUCUGAGGCUCACCCUGUCCGCCUGCUGACCGUGGUCAGGAAUGUCCAGGGGAGAGAGGAGAGCUCUGUGUGUCUCAGUAUACUACUGCACCCCAGGGACAGGGCCUUGAUUGUGUCCACCAGGGAGACCAUCAUGACUGCCUCCAGUGAGGCCGAACUCAAGGCACAUUCGCGCAAAAGUGGAGCAACAUUUGACCGUGACCCACAGUUGGGGGACAACACGGUUCGUAUCUGGUGUCCUGAGUUGACACAGGAAGGACAGUGGCACCACCUGGUGUUGUUAUUCAACAAGGCAGGCAUGCUCAAAAACAGCAAUGUUAGCGUGUUUGUUGAUGGAGAACCUGUCAAUACAAGCAAGCUUCACUACAUAUCCCCCAAUAUUGGAGUAGGGGGCACAGCCAGCCCCUCUGCCAUCACCUCCGUGUUUGCUUACAUUGGGACUCCCCCAGUGAUCAGGAAGCAGUCCAGGCUGGUCUGGAGACAGGGGCCAUGUCACCUGUUUGAGGAUGUGAUAUCACAGUCAGCAGUGCAGACCAUAUAUCAACUGGGGCCUAACUAUGUGGGCUGCUUCCAGGCACCUUCAUUUGAUGACAGUGAGAUAGGCCAGCCACUGGUGUCUGAGGACAGGGUCAUAUUUGGAGUAUAUGUGCAGCCUGUCUCCAAUCUUACCAUUGCCAAGAUCAGGAAAGUUUACAACAAGAAUGAUGCCAAGACCAUUGCUAAACAGCUCUCCAUGUCUGCCCAUGAUAGUGUGACACCAAUCCGUAUCCUCCACAAUGCUGCAGGUCACCUGAGUGGACCAGCUAGGUCAUUUGGGGCAAUACUCAUGGGAUAUAUAGGAGUGAGAACAUUCUGCCCCAAGCCUGUAGCAAAGACACUGGAGAACAUUGGCAGUGUGUCUCUCCUGAUGGGGCUGAUAGCAAUGGCAGACGACGUGGAGGGACUGUAUGCUGCUGUAAAGGCUUUGGUCUGUGUGGUCAAGAGCAAUGAUUCCAUCAUGAGAGAGAUGGACAGAACUAGAGGCUACCAGACGUUGGCCAUGCUGUUCAAGAAGAAGCGCCAUCUAUUGAACAGCCACAUCUUACACUUGACCUUCUCACUGGUCGGCACAGUGGACAGUGGCAGGGAGACUACAGUCAUACCAAAUAAAACUGCAUUUGAGGAUGUUCUGUGUGAUCUACAAGUGUGGCAUGAAGCUCCUGGAGACCUCCAGAGAUCACUAUAUGAACACUUUUACGAGCUGCUUACUGAGUCCAGUGAGCAGAAAACCAACUUUAAGCUGAUGCAUGAGGUUGGUCUGGUCCAGAAACUGUUGUAUAUCCUGCCGGACCCCAACCUGUCUGAUGCCACACUCCAGACCAUUGCCAGUGUAUUCACAGUAUUACUUAGAGGUGCACAGGAGUCCAAAGCUCUGCUCAAGUUUGGCCAGUUUGCAGUCUCCACUCUGCCCCCUGUCAACACAAAGGAAGGGGACCUCAGUCUGGAGGAGAAGGUGGGAGAUGAAGUACUGGAAGGAGAGGCUGAAUUGCAUUCUGUUGGUAGUGAUCUUCCAGAUAACUCUGAAAAGGUGCUUGUCUACAGGAUAAAACUGAGGAACCACUUACUCCAGAUAAUACUCAAGCUGCUUUACUUGCCAAAUCCCAGAAUGGUCAAUCAGCAAGUGUCUGACGAAAUCCAAAGAGUUCUAGGUUUUGAUUGGUUGAUGCUGUUUCUCCAAGGCAAUCUUCACCCAACCACAGUGGUUCUUGCAUUCAAAAUCUUGGUGGUAAUGCUGGGAAAUGCCACCUCUCUCCAGAGGUUUCGUGAGGGUUUGCUUGCAGGAGGUUGGUUACACGAUACUGAGGCUGUCCUUGAAAAUCGUUUAGGAGUGCUUCUUGGCUUUAAUGUUGGCUCUGGGAAAAUGAAAACAGAGAAGAGAGAAAUCAACACAGAUGUGUGCCACAUACAUGGCUUUACUUUACUGCAGGGACUGUUACCAAAGCAUUGCUAUAUACCAGAACUGUACCUUAUGUUGAUGUCACUGCUACUGGGACAGCCAGUAAAGGAACUGCCCUUAGACAUACAGUUUGACAUAGACUCAGUGUGGACAUACAUAUUUGGAGUGCCAGCCAGCCAACCUGCCGCAAGCCUGAAGAACCACAAGACAGAGUUUUGUCCAGAGGCUGCUUUCUGUAUUCUGGCCAUGGUCAGGGCCAUCUUCAAUCAGAGUUGGCAAGAAGCAGAUGAGUCAUCAUGGGAAAGAGUGUACCCAGUGACCUUGCUCCAGUUCCUGUUGUUCUUGUACCACAACCAGCCAGACUUUGUCCCGGUGUGUAUGAGUUCAGAGUUCCUGGGUGCUCUGGCUUCUACAAUGUUUCCCAUCAAGUCAACAUCAGGGUCGAGAAGUGAUGUUACCACUCCCACUGAAGAAUACAAGCCCCUCCCUGGUUCAGAGCCCAUGCUAGUAGUCAACUCUCCGGACAAUUCUCCUUCCUCAGCACACCUGUGUGGUCAUCCUGCAAAGAAAUUUGUGACCGACUUUAUGAGGCAGAUAGUAGUGGACAGCUUGUCUCACACCAACCAAGGAAAAUCUCAGCCUGUUAUUGAUCUGUUGUUAGAGACGGCACCAGAACAGUCCACCAGGCGGCAGCAGAAGGAGUUCCAGACUGCCCUGCUGAAAAGUCUAAUGGACCAUCUCCUGGCAGCAGAUGCCUUAAUGGGGGAGCAGGCUGCACUGCCUAUCUCUUCCUCAGGAAACUAUAACAAUGUGGCCAACAAUGUCUUCUACUUUGCCAGUAGGGUGGUGGAUAAACUGUGGCAGGGAAUGUAUGUCAGAGACUCCAAAGAUGUGUUUGAAUUUGUCAGUAAACUGAUUGCACAAGCAAAGAGAAGAGCCUCUGGGGUUUCCUUAGACCCCAUCUACAAAUGCCUAAAUCGCACAAUCCUGUACCACCUUUCCCGCCCCACGUAUGCCGUGCCAGCCCAGAUGAGUGUGCUGGACGCCCUGCACAGACUGACCAGUAACAGGAGCCUGGUGUUUGGACCUGGGAAUUAUGACCAAGAGUUCAUAGGAUGUCUGUGUUACUGUUUGCUACAACUGACCGAUGACUCUGGGAUCCCCACUGUGAAUGAGGAGACAAUCAGCCAGAACACCACAUGGCACGUGGCUCCAGUGCAUGACUCGGAUGAUGACUUGGAGAAGGAAGAUAAAAAGACAAAGAAUGAGGAGGGGCAGAUCCUUGUCGCAGCUGCUGCCAAGAGAGUGUGGGAGGAGCUCUAUGUUUGCAAGAAACCUGCUAUCGAAGAAGUGUUUAAAGUGAGUUUGAAUGGAGGUGAUGUAGGGGGAGCCUCUAGAAUACACACCCCAGAGCUGAGCAGUGUCAGGUUGCAAAUCCAAGAAGCUGCCUCCAGAGUCUGGCACCAGUUCCUAGAAAAUGAGAAGAGAACAUCCCUCAGGGAUUCCGAGAAAUUGACAAUGCAAUUACAGUCUAGAAUCCAGAGAGUUGGUAGUGGUGCCUUGAGACUAGUCAGCAGAAGAAGUAGGAAGGAAAUCCCGGUCAAAGCCAUAUCUCUUACAAAACAGGAGAGCAUUACCUGGACCAUGGCACAUAUAGCCGUGGUACAAGAUUUGGUGCAGCUGCAGAGAAAUCAGUACAUGCUGGCCCAGCAGCACAUGGAGAAAUACUUACUAGAUGAGUGGUCCCAAGUUGAGAGUGAACUGAUGAGGGAGAGGGGUGUGUGGGGGCCACCCGUAGGAUCCAGUCUGGAUAAGUGGAUACUGGAUAUGACAGAGGGUCCUUGUCGCAUGCGCAAGAAGAUGCUGAAAAAUGACAUGUUCUACAUUCAGUACCCAUACAUCAAGCAGGAUGAGAAUAAACCAGUGAAGUACAAGACUGCAGUGAGCAGAGACAGUGCCAAAUACUACAAAAGAUUCCGUUCCCAUAGUUUAGUAGGAGAUGAGAACAUACCCCAGCUUCAGGCUGAUGGCUCUGACACCCCUACUUCUGUGGACAUGGAGACCAUAGAGGAGAACAGAGAGGGCUUGUUCAAUCCACCAAGCCUUCUACGUAGAGCCAAUAGUAACAAAAGCAUGAACAGUGUAUCUAGCAGUAGUGUAGGGGGAGCCAGUAGUGCAGGAGGAGGCAGUGUAGACAACAUGAUGGAGGAAGACCAGGACACGGAUCUACUGAGCGCUGAACCUGGAGCAGAGGGCAACAAACCUGAUAACGAGACUUUGCUGCGGUUGCUGGAUGAGGGAGAAAAGAUCACCCACAUGUUCCGCUGUGCCAGAAUCCAAGGUCUGGAUACAUGUGAGGGACUGCUGCUGUUUGGCAAGGAACAUUUCUAUGUAGUGGAUGGGUUCACACUGCUCAGUACCAGGGAAAUAGCUGAUAUUGAUAGUGUGCCACCUGAGUAUCAUGACCCCAUUAUUCCUACCAAGGGGACUGGUGGAACAACUCAGAAAAGACUGUGCAGCAAAUUCAACUACGAAGACAUCAAGGAGGUCCUGAAGAGAAGAUACCUGCUGCAGCCUAUAGCCAUUGAGGUGUUCUCAGCAGACGGUAGAAAUUUCCUUCUGUCCUUCCCUAAGAAAAUCCGGAACAAGGUGUAUGCCAGGUUCAUGGCUGUGGCAUCCUCUCUCACUGAUAAUGCCCAGCAGUCUGUGGCUGGCCAGAAACAGAAUGCCAAGAUUGAACCAGGGACUGGCAUCAUCAGUAGUUUAAUUGGAGAGAAGUCUGUUACUCAAAGAUGGGAGCGAGGAGAGAUCACCAACUUCCAGUACUUGAUGUAUCUAAACACCCUGGCAGGCAGGUCUUACAAUGACCUCAUGCAGUACCCUGUGUUCCCAUGGAUUGUGGCUGACUAUGACUCAGAGGAGUUGGACUUAACACAGCCAGAAACGUUCCGUGACCUGAGUAAACCCAUGGGAGUCCAGACUCCAAAUAGACUGAAGCAGUUCAUCAAGAGGUACAAAGAUUGGGAUGAUCCUACCGGUGAGACUCCACCCUACCAUUAUGGUACCCACUAUUCCUCUGCUAUGAUUGUGGCCUCUUAUCUGGUUAGAAUGGAGCCUUUCACACAGCACUUCCUGAGGCUGCAGGGUGGUCACUUUGACCUUGCUGACAGAAUGUUUCACAGUGUGAAGGAAAUGUGGCUUUCUGCCUCACAGAAUAACAUGGCAGAUGUGAAGGAACUCAUUCCAGAACUGUUCUACCUUCCAGACUUCUUACUCAACUCUAAUAACUUUGACUUGGGUUUAAAGCAGAGUGGCGUGCCUCUUGGAGAUGUUAUACUCCCACCAUGGGCAAAGGGAGACCCACGUGAGUUUAUCAGGGCUCACAGAGAAGCUUUGGAAUGUGAUUAUGUCAGUGCUCACCUCCAUGAGUGGAUAGACCUGAUCUUUGGGUACAAACAACAGGGACCAGCAGCAGUGGAGGCGGUCAAUGUAUUCCACCACCUGUUCUAUGAGGGCAAUGUGGACAUCUACACAAUUGAUGACCCACUGAAAAAGAAUGCCACCAUUGGAUUUAUCAAUAACUUUGGACAAAUACCCAAACAGCUUUUCAAGAAGCCCCAUCCCAGCAAAAAGUUGAACAUCAAGCAGUUGGAGCCUGUUCCUGUUAACUCUCCACCAAACUCCAUGGCUGACAAGCUGUUCUUCCACAAUGUGGACAACUUGAGGCCCAGCAUGCAGCCUAUCAAGGAGCUCAAAAACCCAGUGGGGCAAAUCUUGCACACUGAGAAAGCUGUGCUGGCAGUUGAACAGAAUAAAGUCCUCAUUCCCACGAUAUUCAACCGCUACUUGGCGUGGGGGUUUGCUGACCUCAGUCUGAGGAUAGGAGCAUAUGACUCAGACAAGGCCAUCUCAGUGUUUGAGAACCUGGACAGUAAUGAGAUCCUGUGUGCUUCCUGCCCCAGUGCCAGAGUGCUGGUCACAGGAGGAACUAGUACAGUGGUCAAUGUCUGGAAGCUAGGAGAUGGUAAAGAUAAACGUCAGCUUUCCUUACGGAGACCACUGUAUGGUCACACGGAGCCAGUCACAUGUAUAGCAGCCUCGGCAGCCUAUAACUUAAUAGUGAGUGGCUCCCGAGACAGGACUUGUAUCCUGUGGGAUCUGAGCCGACUGAAUUUUGUGCGGCAGCUGAGGGGACAUGUGGCACCAGUGGCAGCAGUUGCCAUCAAUGAACUUACAGGAGAUAUAGCUACAUGUGCAGGCACAUAUCUCUAUGUGUGGAACAUUAAUGGAGAAGAGAUUGCACAUGUCAAUACAGCCACCUCUAGGAACCAGCAGAUUCUUUGUGUAGAAUUUUCUCAGAUGAUGGAGUGGGACAGCAGGAAUGUCAUACUGACUGGAAGCAGUGAUGGAGUUGUGAGAAUGUACAGUGUGGAGUACGUACAAGUGCCAACUGAAGAAUACUAUAGAAAGCAGGAGCAAGCCAAACUGAGGCUACAAGUGGAGAAAGAUGAGGAAGAAGAAAGUAAAAACUUAUCUGUGCCAAAGUCCAUUCCAGACGAUAAUUUAUCAGCAUGUUCUUCAACUGAGAAAUUAGACAUGCAGGAUGGAGACCAGGAUUCUAUAGACUAUAGUUCCUCUGUGGAUGAGGGCUCUAAUCUAGAACGUUACUACAGUAGAGAAUUUAGCACAGCUAGCACUGCGACCACAGAUGGGGAGGACGGUUUGACAAGAGAUGGCAGUGGGCGUGGUCUGUCAGAUGAAGGCGGGGCAGAUACCUUGACAAGGAAUGACAGUGGGCGUAAUCUGUCUGAUGAGGGCGGGGAUGAUACUUUAAAAAGAAACAGUGGGGCACAUAUCAUAUCAGAUGAUAGUGGAGAUGGGACAUUAAAAAGGAACAGUGGACUGCAUCUCAUAUCCGAUGAAGCUCUGUCAGAGGCCUCCGUACCAUCAGACCAGGCAGAAAAUAAUUCUGAAGAUGUUAUGGACGGGAAUAUCUUAACAAGGCAUAAUGGAAUUGAAGCUCCAAAGAUAUCUGAACCUGGAGUAAACCCCUCUCCAUCCAUCUCUGACUAUGUUAUAAUUGAUGAUCAAGAUGUCAAGUCUGCACCCCCAAGUCCUGCUCAUAGCUUACUCAAGUACAGCACAAAGGGAACAGUUAAGCUAAGAGAUGGUUUCAAGUGGCAGAGACAGCUGGUGUUCCGUAGUAAGCUGACCAUGCACACAGCUUAUGAGAGGAAAGACAACAGAGACCCAGCAGCUGUUACUGCCCUAGCAGUAUCUAAGUGCCAUAAGACAGUGUUUGUAGGGGACGCCAAAGGCAGGGUGUUCAGCUGGAGCGUCACUGACCAGCCUGGACGUGUGAUAGCUGACCAUUGGGUGAGGGAUGAAACUUCAGAUGUGUGUGUGGCAUGUGGAGUGAAAUUUUCCUUCUCAGAGAGAAGGCACCACUGUAGGAACUGUGGCCAGUUGUUCUGUUCCAAAUGCAGCAAAUUUGAAAUAGAAAUCCCACGUUUACGAAUUCACAAACCUGUCCGCGUCUGCCUUGCCUGUCACAACAUUCUGCGGGCACAAGAGGCCUCGGACGCUCUCACCAGCAAAGCUUGACAUUGAGGGAGAUUUAAAGUACAUAUAUAAUGGGGAUAAGGAAAGGUUUCUUAACUGUCUGAUAAACAUUACCACUGAGGGAGACCAAGAAAGCCAAAGAAAUUUUAAGAAAAACAAAAAGUUGUAUUGGGGUUUAUUCAAAGUGUAUGAUAAGUGAUAAAAGAAUUUUCUCUUUGUGCAAUGCUCACAGAGCAAAGUCAUUCAUAAUAUAAGGUUAUGGUAGCUUUAUGAGUAGUUGAUGAUUCAACUAUUUGUAUACAAGUUCAGAUUGGGCAUCUUGUUGUAAAAUACUGUUUGAUAUAUGGAAGUCUUUAAUGGGCAAUGCACUUAAUAUUCAGAGAGAAAUUUUAAAACAUACCAGCUAUUCAUCCUUGUAAAAGAAGUUUUGAUCUGUGUUCAAUGUAAACAGUAGAAGAAAUCCUCUUGCUUUAUCAGAGAUCCUGUUAAAUUUAUACAAUAUUUAUUACAGUGUUUACAAAAUAUAAGGAUACUAGGACUUGUGACUUCUAAAAGUUUCACUUUCAUCUUUAUAUUAAGUGAUUUUUAAAAAAUACAACAAUACCUCUACCAAAACAUAACAGAAUUGUAGAUCUUAAGCAAAGAAAUAGCACUUAAACAUUCUUCUGACCACUUUAUUACACAGCUGAAAAUAGAGGGUAUUAUUUGUUGGAAAUAUGUAUGUUUAUAUUCACAUAAAAUUGUCUCACAAGUCUUUUAGGAAAGUAUGUGCAAGUUUUGAAAGUAUUUCAGUGGAAAAAGUCUAAACUAGAAAUUGUCUUUAAAUAAGAAGACUUCCAACCAAGUAUUGUAGUUUACAAUUAUACAACUUGAUAUCAAUGUCACCAUUUAAAUACUGUAUUAAUACUGUUAAAGUCAAUAUACUCCAAUAAUGUGCAAUGUUUUAAUGUUUUGUGAUUCUGUUUCAUGUGACCAUGUACAUUGUAAAGUAGAAAAGCAUGUUGAGCUGUAAAAACAUUUAAAUGAUGCUACAUUUAUGUAUAUAAAUUAACUUAAAAAUGAACCCAUCACAUAUUUUAGUUCUGAAUUAGAAUAUGUGACAAGUAUAUGCUUGUAUUUCUGCAAUAUUUGUAUUUAUUUGUAUUUGUCUUGUUUGUUAUUGGCUUUAUAUGCCUUUAUUUCAGUCUACCGCAUACUGCAAACCUACUGUAAAAAGGUGUCACAAAUUGCGGCCUUCAUUCCAGGAACAAAAAAAUACCUGACAAUUUGUAGCCAAUAGAUGGAGCUACAAUCUUGUACAUUUCAGUGUUGUCAAAUAAUGAUUAUUGUUUGGAAUAUCCUAAUGUUGAAAAAGAGGCGCUGGAAAGACCACACCAAGCAACCACUCUUAUGAAAUACUGGUAUUCCGUAAAUUGAUAUUUCCUCAAAAACAUUUGCUUGUUUGCGCAUAUCUACUACGUUAUGAUUGGCUGGUAACUUUGCUGUUGGGUAUAGAUGUUCGGAGAUACAAGUUUGCAAAGUAAAUAUAAAGAGAGAAAAGUAAGAUUAUCACAUAACUUAACUGACACCAGCUUUAGCUAAAAAGGGCAUCACUACUUGAGUGUGGUAUGUCAUGUACAUUGUAAUUUGAAUUCGCGUGCAUUGUAUUUCUGUGUAAACAGAAUAUGACAUCAGUUACAGUGACUAAAUAA